AUGACUGGUAAGCGGAUCACUGAAAAACGAAUGGCGUUAAAACAACUAUCAAAGCGAAACGUCCCGCUGAGAAGACGCAAUUCCGUCUCAAGCGGUCUAAACGACAAUGGGAUGCAAGUUGCUGGCAGGUCGACUAGUGGCGUAGUGACAAUGAGACGUGGUCGUCGGUCGAAGAGUCGCCGGAGACGUAGCCGGUCGCGGUCUGGUCGCCGACGCAUGAGGAGACGUGGAGUCAACGGUACCGCCGAGACCAGUGAAGAUGACGACGACGCGACCACGGACGACGACGACGACGACUCGUCAACGGUCGACGCGUCGUCUCGACGGAGACGGGGGAGUAGACGCCGGAGGAGACGGUAUGGGGGCCGACGACGCCGUCGUCAGUAUCUGUCCAGUGGCGGAAAUGAUGAUGACGAUACAGAUUACACCGACGCAGGGACCACCGACGAAGAAACCACCGAAAACUCUUCGUCGUCCAGCGGCGGUGGCGCCGUCGGCAGUGCCCUCACAAUGGCGGCCAGCAAUUGCCGGAAUCCUUGUAGCAGCACCCGAAAGAGGAGGAGGAGGAGAAGGAGGUCCUCGAGCAGGCGGUCUGUGGGGUGUACGAGAAGAAGGAGAAGGAGAAGGUCCAGACGGUCUACGGGGUGCAAGAGGAGGAAGAGGAAAAGUAGUGGUUGCUGCAGUGUUUUCUCGCUCCGAGAGUCCACCGUCUGUGAAACGUCGAACAACUUGCAACCAGAGACCAGUGGAACCAAUAAUAAUAGGAGCACUGAUCCUGACAUGGUCGCCAUGACUCGGAGGGAUUCCCGGAGAUCGCGCUCGGCGUCACGUACGAGCUCCUUCUAA
Molecule: messenger RNA, 846 nt
Organism: Rhopalosiphum padi (bird cherry-oat aphid)
Lineage: Eukaryota; Metazoa; Arthropoda; Insecta; Hemiptera; Aphididae
Exons: 1
Coding region: 1-846 (281 amino acids)
Source: RefSeq, a predicted model, not a curated record